This is a messenger RNA of Homarus americanus (American lobster), 8611 nucleotides long. RefSeq names its product serine/threonine-protein kinase 10-like (gene Slik). The record is from RefSeq and is a predicted model, not a curated record. The transcript has 27 exons. Gene Ontology annotation, biological process: protein phosphorylation. The coding region runs from base 151 to 5037 and encodes 1628 amino acids. NCBI's taxonomy places the organism in Eukaryota, Metazoa, Arthropoda, Malacostraca, Decapoda, Nephropidae. Gene Ontology annotation, molecular function: protein serine/threonine kinase activity; ATP binding.
CUCCGGGAGCAGCUGGCGGGCGAGCCUGGACAGUUGAGGUGUGGUGGUGCACAAUAUGGCGUGUUGACUAGAUAAGCUAGGAGUGAUUUCUGGAAGAUUGUGAUGCUAGAAUGAACACUAUAUAAUGUGAUCACUAGUGCUUCAGAAACAAUGCCGCUGAUCUCCAAAUUCAAAGACAUAUUUAAAGGUGGAUCUUCGGCCAAAAAGAAAAAGCACUUUCAUAAUGUUCGGCUGGACAACCCAGAAGAAUUCUGGGAUAUUAUUGGAGAGCUGGGAGAUGGAGCCUAUGGCAAAGUUUACAAGGCUGUACACAAAGAGACGAAACAGCUCGCUGCCCUCAAACAGGUUGCACUGGAAGAAGAGGAGGAUCUCGAAACAUUUAUGAUAGAGAUUGACAUUCUUUCAGAAUGCAAACAUGAAAACAUUGUUGAACUACUCGAGGCUUACCACUUCACUGGCAAACUUUGGAUGUACCUGGAAUACUGUGAUGGUGGGGCCAUGGAUUCCAUUAUGGCGGAUCUCUACCGGCCUCUUACAGAACCUCAAAUUGCCUAUGUUUGUAAAUAUCUUGUUGAAGCACUUGUAUAUAUACAUGAUCAGAAGGUGAUACAUCGGGACUUGAAAGCGGGUAAUGUCCUCCUAACCAUGGAAGGGGGAGUGAAGCUAGCUGAUUUUGGAGUGUCUGCCAAAAACAAAAACACCUAUGAUAAAAGAGGAACAUUCAUAGGGACUCCAUACUGGUUAGCUCCUGAAGUCAUCUUGUGUGAGACUUUCAUUGAUGCCAAAUACGAUUAUAAAGCUGAUGUGUGGUCACUAGGUAUUUCGUUGAUAGAAUUUGCACAGAUGGACCCACCAAAUCAUGAAGUUUCUCCCGUCCGUGUUAUGCUCAAGAUCCAGAAAUCUGAUCCUCCUAAACUUAACUACCCUUCCAAGUAUUCCAAGGAAUUCAACGACUUCAUUAGCAAGUGCCUUGUGAAGGACCCGUCUCUUAGACCAACUGCUGUGGAACUUCUGAAGCAUCCAUUCAUUUCCAAAGACCUAGAUGUGAAGCCCAUCCGAGAUCUCCUCUUGGAGUACAAGGCUGAAGUUGUAGAUGAAGAGGUGGAUGAAGAUGGAGACGAUCAGCGCUUUUCCCGGAUUAGUGAAGAUGAUCCUAGUCAUGAAGAUACCUUCUCUGUAACCCCCAACGCCAUCAGUAAAGAAAAUAAACCUCCCAGUCCCGGAAAAGAUGAAAAUGAGGUGGUGGCGCCAGACUCAGGUGAGCGGCGAAAGGGACCUGCCCCUCCUCCCCCUGUUAGUGGCAGCCCAGCUAGUGUUUCCUCUACACCCUCUAAGAAGGGCCCUGCACCCGCUGUCCCAGCUAGCACCACCCCCUCUAAACCUAGAGCUCCUUCACCUGUGGAUGUGCCCUCUGAUGACCUAGUAGGUGAGUCAGGUGUUAGCUCCCCACCCAGCAGUAAUGCAAGUAAGCAAGUUACCAGCACACCCUCAGGGAAGGGCCCGGCACCCAAGCCUGUAUCCAUUUCUGAAAGUCCGGUGCUUAAGGAGAAACAGUCACCAACAAUCUCCAAAACAGACAUUCCAUGCACAGAAAAUCUUCCUUCCGUCCCUAGUGAAAAGGAAGAAAGUGAAAAACAGUCAAGUGUGCCUCAUUCUUCUGAGAAAGCUGAAAAGAGCAUAUUAGAUGAAAGAAUGGAAGUUGAUGAGAAGCCCAAGAUAGAGUCUGACACCCAAGAGCCAAAGAAUAAAUCUAAUGUAGAUGUUGUUGAUACAAACCAAGCAAGUAUUAGUGUAUCAGUAGAGGAAGGCAAAAAUAUGCCUUCUUAUGCACAAAAUGUUGCAGAAGUCAUAACAAGAGCCCAGCCAAAUGAAGUGGAAAACCCCCAAAUUGCUGAGACAUCAGUCAGUCUUAAAGUAGUAGUAGAUCUAGAUGAAGAAGAGACAAGGAAAGCAACAACUUUAGUUGUUGAUGAUACUGAACUUAAAACUCUUGUUUCAACUUCACCUCCAGUGUCUCCUGUAACAACUGUGGCAUUGUCCACUCCAGAUUCAUCAACUGUUGUUUCUCCUCAGUCACAAGUAACUCAUAUGUCUGGUCAAGCUACUAAUGAACCAGAACCUCCAGCAGUACCGGUGAGACCAGCUUCUGCAUCGUUAUCCCCCAGUUCGUCGGAGGCGGUAAUUGCAUCUAUAGGAAGUGAUGCUACUGUAAUUGUUCGCACUCCCACCCCAACUCCCCCAGAACCUUCACAAGGCCAGCCCCCUGUGAAAAAAGAGAGUGUAGUCACAUAUUCUGGUCCUGCCAUUGUUGAUAAAAACUCAAAAGAUGAAGUGGAGACUCCAUCUUCCCCCGAAGUGCAAGAUUCCAUCUCUCAUCCACCAACAUCCACUUCCCCAUCCUUAUCUGAGGCUGAGGAACAGGCAGUGCAGAUCUUAGAGUCAGCAAUUGCCAGUGUUGGAGACACAGUUUCCAGUAAGAGUUCCCAGGAGGAUGGGGAAGAUUCUAAUGUCACUCUUGCAAGUACUUCAGUGAUACUAACUCCAGAGAAAGAGAAGAAAUUGGACACAGUAGUCCUGUCAGACCAAGUGGUGGCUGCUGACCAAGUGAAGGCACCUGACUCUAGUGCAAAAGAUAAGGAUGAAGGAAUCACAGAAGUCCAGGUAAUUCCCAAUGAUGGUCAUAAGCUAGAUGAAAGUGAAGUUGUAAUAAGCAAUUCCUCCAUACUUCACGAUGGGAUGGACACACAGCCAGACCCCAACGCUGCCUCAAAGUCACGUUAUGAAAUCACACUAGAGGAAACCGCACAGGUGGAAGAAAUCCCCCCUUCAGUUCUGUCUGCAAAUGACACAACGCACAUCUCUGUUGUAGCUGUAGAUGACUUAUCAGAAGCAGCUAGUUCAAGUAAGGAUACUCCAUCUUCCCAGAAGGACUCACUUGUUUCAUCAAAAACACCGCCCCCAGCACCUGUUGAUCAGAAAACCACAACUACCAGAUCACCAGUACAGAGUGAGCAAGAUCACCAAGGUCAUCUGGAAACCUCUUCCAAUAUCUCUAAUAUUUCUAAUCUCAGUGGAGGAACAACUUCAACUGGAAGGUCUGUGAGUUCAGCUGAGGAAGAGAACCGACCCACCAUGUCACUCUUGAUAGAGGGUACAACUGUUAGUGCAACAGAUGUAGAUGAUGAUGAAGUGUUUGAUCACUCUGAAAACAAUGAAUCAAAGACUGCAAAGGAGAGCUCUGCCAACAAACCUGCACUAGUUAGAGAGUUAACGAUAGGAAGUGAAGUGUCUGUUGAAUCCGGGGUCUCUGCUGGGUCUACAGUUUCAACCCCAUCACAUCAGACAGACUACUCACAGCAAAGCACCCCAGUUGCUAAUUCUCCAGUAACAAAAAUAUUGCCAAAUGGCAUUGGGAAAGAUGCUCACAGACUGGAGAGAUCUGAGUGGGAUAAUGUAAGUACGACCAGCUCGGAGAGGGAGAACAGACAUAGAGAGAGGGAUGAUGAGAGUUUGGACGAGGUUGUACUUCGAAGACCACAACAGGCCGACCUUUCUGAUGUCACCAUCCAACCAUUAGAGAAAAACAGAGAAGGAAGGAAUGCAAGGGCCACCAAACAAGAAAAUGAUUUGUUAGCCUUGCGAAAGAAGACCAGAAAACGUACCCGAAAGUUUGUUGUUGAUGGUGUAGUUGUUACUACAAGACAGGUCUUUUAUGAAGAUGAGGGAAUGGGCACUGGCCACUUUUCAAGAAAGCAAGAGCUGCGAGAGCUUAAGAUCCUUCAAAAAAUUGAGCAGAAGCAGUUCCAGGAAUUGGCUGUUAAGGCCAAUUUUGCCAAAGCAGAACAGGAAAAGAAGUUUGACCUAGAGAGGCAACAACUGCUACGAGGAUAUGAUACUGAAAUAGAAGCUCUGAACAGACAACAAAAACAGCAGGUGGAGAAAGCAGAAGCUCUGCAAGAGGUUGAAUUGAAGAAUGCCAGCAAAAAGAUAAGAGCUGAACAAGAACGUGAACUGAAGGCUUUCCGCGAGUCCCUCAAGACAGAACUCAAACUCUUGAAACAAGAGGUUGAUCUUCUGCCCAAAGAUAAGCGAAAGGAAGCCUUCAAAUCUCAUAAGGAACGUUUGGAUGUUGAUCAGAGUGAGAGAGAAAAGUCUUUCCUUGAGAAGUUGCAUGAAACCCAUGAGGUAUCCUUGAAACGUUUAGGUGACGACCAUCGUGAAAGAAUUGCCCUACUGGAGCGGCAGUUCCUUCAGCAAAAACACCAGUUUUUAAGAUCAAGAGAAUCUGCACUCUGGGAAAUGGAAGAACGCCACUUACAUGAGAAGCACCAACUGUCCAAGAGACAACUCAAAGAUAUUUUCUUCCUCCAGAGACACCAGAUGCUUCUUCGCCAUGAUAAGGAACUGGAGCAAGUGAAACGGGUUAACCAGCACAUGGAGGAAGAGCUUAUUAAGAGACAGCAGAUUGAAAAGAGACAGUUACCCAAGCGAAUCCGCCAAGAGAUGAAGGCACGUGAGCUCAUGUUCCGCGAGAGCAUGAGAAUAAGUACAUCACACCUUCCUGACUCUCAUGAAGAUGAGAAAAACAAACUUAAAAAGUUCCAGGAGAAUGAGAAACGUAGAUAUGAGGCAGAAAAGAAACGUGCUGAGCAGAAACAUCAGCGGAAACUAGAGGAGCUCCAGGCAGCCUCAGAAUAUACUGUGAAGGAACUAGAACAACUUCAGAAUGAGAAAAGAAAAAUGUUGAUGGAACAUGAGACAAACAAACUCAAGUCUCAAGACGAGGAGUAUCAACGUGAGGUACGAGAGUGGAAGGAAAAUCUCAAACCCCGGAAACAGGGACUGGAGAAGGACUUUCAUGCUGAUUGGAUCUUUGCACAGAGAACACAUCUUGACUACCAGAAAUUGGAAGAGGAAUUUGAAAAACAGCUGAAUGAACAGGAGCAGUUCUAUGGAGCUUAUUUGUGUCGUGGCCUGGGUUCUAGUGUGACUCCUUCACAAUCAACUUCCAGUCUUGCUCGCUCUAAUACAUCCUAGAACUAAAAAUUGCCAUCUCCACCAAUUAGCCUAGCUUUCAAAUUAAUUACAAAAGUCAUAAAUCUGAAAGAUAUAGUGAACUUAAUGAGAAAGGCAUGAAAUGGAGUUGGAUACCCAUGUUUGUUAAUAUGUGGGAUUUAUAUCCAAGUGCUGUAUUUAGAGUCAAACAAUGAAUAUGAAGCACUUACUUUGACCAAGACACUAAAAUUUAUUCAUUUUAUUGCUCUAACUUUCAUCAUAAAAACUUGUUUUGUGUUAUUCAGUGCAAGUAAACGUCUAUAGGAACAUGAGAUACUGUAUUUAGUUGGAAUUGAUGAGUGACUUCUCCAGUGUAUCACUUCAUUUGAGUGUAUCUUUGAAAAUUGCCACAAUGUAAUAACGGUCUUUAUAUCCACAUUGAUUGUGCCUAUUACAGUAACUUUUUUUAUAGAGCAUAAACCAUUACUUGAAUCAGCACUUAACUUUUUUGCUUGGCCAUUGUUCAAUACUUGCUGAUUUGAAACAGGAUAAUUAUAAUUCCUGCUGAUUGCCCCUGACUGUAUGCCAAUACAUAUAGUGAACCAGCAAACCAAAAUCAUAAGUGAUUGGAGUAUUCUGCCGUGACAGGUGAGCUGAAUUGAUAAUGGCUGUCAAAAUUAUCCCAUUCUGAUAUCCUAGAAGAUCUCAGGUUGGCUCUGCUAAGUAAGAAUUGUGUUAUCUUUACAUACAGAGUAAUGUAAUGAAUCAAAAUCCCAUGGAUAGUCUACAUUACCUGUUUUGUAUCCUAUAUUCUUUGCAUUAGAUUCAAUUUUAUGUAUUUUUUCGUAGCAACACCACCACAGUAUCAAAAUAAUUUUUGCAGUUCAACAAUAAACUUUAAAAAAAAUUUACUCAUGUUAUUGACAAUCACUAUUGUUGUGUGAAUAUAUUGAAGAUGUUAUUGGGUCAAUGCAUUGUAGCUGAUAUACAACUUUUGCAAUAUUUCCAACUAUUUAUGUGCAAUAUACAGACAUGACAAAAGUUUUGAAGUUUGAAUUUGUUUUUUUUUUUCUAUUUUUUUUAUGGUAUACAGUACUCAUAAUGUGUUAAAAUGUGUAGAACCCUGUAUGACUAAAAACAAUUGACAUUUAGGAAUAGGGGCAAAAAUGUAACAUUUGUUUAUAUAUACUGUAUAUUGAUAAACAAAUUUAAAAUUUAAUUUUUUAUUUUUUUAUUUUAAUUAUAUAAAUAUUGGCUGCACAAAUUUAGGGUCAGAUGUGCAUUCAUGAGUGCUAAAAUUAUAUAAAAUCAAUUAGAUCAGUAGUGGUGGUUCCCCCCCAAAAUUGUAGUAAAUCACAAAGAGAAUACUUUUUGCACCGAGUAUUCACAUGAUUUUGAUGUAUUGUCUCGUUAAAUUAAGGUCUCAGUAUUGUUUACCAAAAUAUUUUUGUUCACAGACUGUGGGAAACGUUUUACUUAUUUAACAGCACAAAGCAGGAAAUGAAGUCGGUGUAAAGAAGGGCUAGUUCAUAUGAGAUAAGUAUAAUCAUGAAUGGUCUUUUAUAGUUUUAAAGAAAUUUGUGGAACAUUUGAAGGUUUUCACAAUAAUAUGUAUAUUUAAAAUUGCUUCCAUAUUGGAAUGAUUCAGAUGAGAAGUUUUAUAGAUGUAAUGUUAUUUAUGAACCCCACAUCAAUUGUAUCCUUGACAAAAUUGUGCCUAAGCAAUCCAUUGGGCUGGUGGAAAUGCAGCACACCAUCAAGCAAUGUUUUGACUCACUGGCUUGAACCAUUAAUGAUCUCCAUCCCAAAAUGUCAGCUCCAUGUUCAUUUUACUUGACCUUUGUUAAAAAAAGCAGUAUUGAGUUUUCUGAAUGGAUGUUGUAUAAUCCAGUUUUGAAAAAAAGAUUUACUAAGGAAGUUAAUGACAUAUAGUGGUAUACAUGUAAUUUAUUUACAAAGUGAUAAAUAAGAUCAUGUUUUGUAGGAUAAGUAGGUAAUACAAAUACAAGUGCUGUUAUUGUUUAUUCAUUUCAUAAGAUUCUCUGUUAAAGCAGGAUGAGUACUCUCUUGUAGGUACUAACCUCGAGUGCAGUAGUGUCAAUUGCUCUGGGAGACACGUGGUUGUCAUCAUAUUAUGAAUGUUCAGUAUCCUGAAAUCCCCAACCACGACUGGGUACUGCAGUUGGAGAGAAGAAUGUAAAAUGCUCAUAGUAAUAGCUCUUAGCUUUAUAGUUCCAUAACAUUUGUAAGAAUGGUGAAUUGUAUUAUACUGAAGCAUUUUCACCUUGUCUUCUGAGGUAGUUUUUUUUUUAUUUUUAUUUUUUUGCUUUGUAGAUAAUUUUUUAACUCGCCUGUGUAUAUCCUCUGAAAACUGCACAUCACUUGUAAAGAUAAUUGGUUUGAAUAUUAAUUCUCCUAUAGAAUACUUGUGCGAUGAAAGUUAUUCUGUAUACCACAAUACAGAUUAUCAAAGGCUUGUAACUAAAAAAAAAAAGUCACAAAACAUGAUUAUUUUUUCUUGAUAAUUUUACUUCAAAUAAGUUUUUGAAUUACUUGAAGUUGGUCAUCCCUAUGAUGACCAAGGUAUUGAUGUUGUGGAAACUGAACCGGUUAUAAUGUAAGAAAAUGGAAUUAUGUUUGAAAAAUGCUUAACAUGCAACAUUUACUUAUUUCACAUUUAACUGCCAUACCUGAUACAUGUACCAGUACUGUACAUGAAAACUUAAGUUUAAACAUUUGACAUAUUAACUGGAUCAUGUGUUGUGUCUACUGGGCAAAGUAGAAUUUCAAUUACAUAUUCAACAAGUAUAAAAGUUGCCCAGAAACAGUUUGGUUACGUUGCCUGUGAUAAAGUUAAGACCUCAAAUUUAUAUUAGUUUGUACAUUGCACAAUCUGAUUUCUUAAGAUUGUGCAGUUGGCUGAUGUAUGAAAAGCCUUUUAGUGAGGAAUAGAAAUAAUUGUGAUGGAUAUAUUUUUUUUUUUCAGACACUUUGAUGCUAAAAUAAAUUCUCUAUUAUUCUCAAAUAUGGAAAAACUCAUAAGUAAGGUUGAUAUUUCCAUACCAAUCUGAAUCAAGAUGUGGUCCAUCUUUUACAUUUUGGACUCUUACAUUUGCCUUUUAUAGAAUCCAUUUACACAUCUUUUUGUACUUAGAAAAUAAUAAUUGACUUGAACAGAGUACUUUUUAUCAGUCAUUUGAUGUUAAUCACUUGAAUAGAUUUUGAAGUUUUAUGUGCAUAUAAUUGUACGGUAAACUUUUUCUGUUUUACAAAUCGAGAAAAAUAUUUUAUUUUUUUGUAAAAUCUUUAUAUUGGUAACAAUUCCAUCCUGCUCGGGUCAAAACUUGUAAUGUGUGGAUGUUUACUUUUAUGACCCUUUAAUAGUAUGUAGGUUAUCACCUUUGUCAAUUUUGAUUCUUUUGUCAGAUCUUAUUGCUUAUUUGAUAUGACUUUUUGUUAGUCCUAUAUAGUUAUUGUAAUGUAUGACUGUAAUAUGUUCAUUCACAUGAGCGUCCAUUUAGGACAAGUGGAAUGUAAAAACCAAUGUAAGGUAAGUUUACAUAUAUACUUGUUGAAAAAUAUAAUGUGUAAAGAAAUAAAUUGCUUUAUUAAGAAA